AUGAUGAAAAGAUACAACUUAAAAUAUUGUUGUGACGACGUUAGUGUUUUUCCCAGUAGUACCUUAAUAAACCAUGAUAAUAAUAAAUUCAGUGAAUAUUUUGGAUUAACGGCUAUUUCAACGUACCAACUAAAAAAUAAAGAACCGAAUGAAGAACCCAAAAAAAAAGGAAAAAUCUAUUUAUUCGGACUUAACCAAAAUAUAAAAGAUGAUGAUAAUAAUAAUUGUGAAAUAGAUUACUAUUUAGAAUAUAAAAAGAACAUCAAUUUUCAUAAUGGAGUUCUUCAAUCGAAUUAUAUAUUUACUAAUGAUAAGCUAUAUUUAGGAAGUGUAUGUGUAAAUGGUUUUUACUUGUCUGACCUUAAAGAGGAGACUUAUGAAAAAUUGUUAGAAACGUCUAAAGAAAAAAACAACUCGGGGUUAUCAUUUGAAGCGUUUGACAAUAAGCCUGAAAAAAUAUGUAUAUCUUUUAGUAAUGGAGAUAUGUGUUUGCUGGUCCAUGGUCAACAAGAAAAAAUAUGGAAAGCACACGAUUAUCAUGUAUGGAGUUGUACAUUCAACGGAAACGAAAAUGUAAUAACAACGGGCUCGGAUGAUUGUUCUUUUGUUAUUUGGGAUUUAAGAACUACCACUAUUUCGCAGCAAAAUAAAAAAUCUCACACUCAAGGAAUUACGG
Messenger RNA from Plasmodium reichenowi, 676 nucleotides. Its product is annotated as conserved protein, unknown function. The annotation marks the transcript as partial. Gene Ontology annotation, molecular function: protein binding. The record is from RefSeq and is a predicted model, not a curated record. Lineage: Eukaryota; Apicomplexa; Aconoidasida; Haemosporida; Plasmodiidae. The transcript is spliced from 9 exons.